GGGGGGGGGGGUCUGUCGGAGUUUUGGUCUUGCCUAGACCCCAAGCAGCGGGACUCGCUGCUGACUAUCAACGGGAAGGCUGUGAGGGAUGCCCUGGACUGCGACUUGUGUCGUGACCUCGUGAGCUCAGCCACGUUCGCCCUGGAGGAAGAGACGAAGGUGGACAUGCAGCCGCCGCCGCCACCGGGCACAGGUCCUAACGGCAACUCCAGCGCCCUCGUCAAGUCUUCGAAGAAAAAGCCUCCAAAACAUUCUCCAAAACCAACGGCGAGCGUCAGGUCUUCGGGUAAUCGGGGACAGAGCCUUCAUGGCGGACUGGGUAGGAUGGCCAGAGAUGCAAAUGCGAUGGCCUUGCUACGUCAAGUAUCUCGCCGGAGUCUUCGCGUUACAGCCGACGGAGGUGUUGGAUAGGGCGGUGUCGGCGAUGUCGGAGAUCGAAGAGCCGUGGAGGCCAAUGCCGCCGGAGCCGGGGGAUCGGGGGUGUUACUGCAAAGGGAAGCUCAUCCUCAAGGUGGUGGACAUGCUUACGUACCCUCGACCAGUCAGGAAGUUCGAGGUGCUGGUAGAAGAUCAGAUGUCGCUCCUGGGCCUGAGAGAGAUCAUGCUCGUGAAUGUGAAGCUGGAAUCGGCGACCAAGCUCGUGCUUUUAACCAGGGGAAGAGCAAUCGGGCCUGAGAAGAACAACCACACUCUUCAAGAGCUAGGCUUCAAGAACAAGCAGCAAGUCGUGGUAUCCCAGGUGCUGGGCGGCCCGAGUACGAACGACUCCGGCACAGAAGAAAAGAACAGACAGUUUGUCGGUGAUCUACUGUUCGGGGGAUCCACGCCAAACGAGGCCACCGCCACCGCUCCUAAGCUUAACAAGGCCACCGCCGGGGCGGCGGGCGGAGCAACGGGGGGCACGGAGGCGGCGUCUUCGGCCAUCGCCAACGGGGGCAUCGUGGAUGGUAAUGCGGCACCCCCCCUCAAGGGUUUCUCGCCGGGCUCAACAUCACGCGGCGGGGGUACUGCGAGUAGAAGCGUUGGCCGAGUUGCCGGUGCGACUGACGCUAGCAAGGGGGCGGAAGGGUGUCUCGAGAGAGAUUCUGCGUCGCCCCCUCCUCCGGUUGACAACUCACCGGGUGCUGACGGUGAGGGAGCGGCGAAGGCAAGCAGGGGUAGGAAGAGGGCCGCGGAUGACCAAUACGACGAAGCGUACGACUAUGAGGGGUCGAGCGACUUUGAUGGCGACGGGAGCGGUCACGACGAUGACUAUGACGACGAGGGGGGCGACAAGCAUGGCCACGGCAAGGAGCCGCCGUUAAUGGAGCGUGUGGAUAGCAUCAUGGACACGUUGGAAGCGGUACAUGCGCAGGAGACGGAGGCCUACGCGUUGCGGGGUCCAGAGUUGCUGGUUCUAUCCGUGCUCAAGUGCGGGCCGGACGGCGAGACUAACGGGGAGCCCGGCACCGGGCGCGUGCCUUCUCUCUUCGCUAACCAUGGAUUCCAGGUGCUCGGCCAGACCCUGAGCCGGCUCGCUCGAAGGAACAUCGCCCAAGCUUGGAAGGCGGAGCUGAAGGCUAGGGAGUACGAGAGCAGCCUGCUCAAAGAGCUAGAGGCCGAGCAGGGAGGUGCUGGAGAAGAGGAGGGGGCAGCUGCUAGGCGCCGCAGCAAGAAGGCUAAGAGGAAGGAAAGGGACAAGAAGCGUCGCGAGGAGGAGAAACGCCUCCAAGACGAGGAGAACGCAAAGAGGGAGCUGGCGAGACAGGAGAAGAUAAGGCUGGCGGAGGAAAGGGUCAUCGAGGAGCGCCGCGCUAGGCUGCUGCAGGAGAGGCAGGAGCAAGAGAGGCAAGAGGCACAGUGGAAGCUCGCACAGGCACGCCGCGUCCAAGCGGAGGCGGAGCAGCUGGAGGCGCAAUUGUCGCUGCUAGGACUACAGGACGAGACAAAGGGGCAGCCCAACCAUGACGAAGACAUCCGCCAGGCCUUCCAGAACAAAAGCCAUCCCCCGUCUGCUGCGGUCGAGCAGCCCACCUCCGGCGGCAAGGGCAAGAAGUCGAAGGGGAAGAAAGACAAGCAGCAGAAGCAGAAACAGAAAGUUGUUGCCACGCCGAAGCUCUCAUCCAAGGGCAUCAUUGGCAGUAGGCUCAUCGCCGCUGAGGCUGCCGGCGGGGGCAGCGGGUCCACGAUCAACGGCAACGGCGGCCCGCCCGCUACGCAAAGCGAUGGCAGCAGCUGCACCAUGAAGCACACCUAUGCGAGCGCUGAGAUCACGGAGACGAUCAGUCAGUUUGCUGGCAUCGGUUUCGCAGCAACGUCACCGUCUUCCUUGGCGACACCGGUGCAGCAACAGCAGCAGCAGCAGCAUCGCCCCCCGCCCGGCCCGAUAGCCCCGCCGCAGGGGCGCACGGCCUCUCCGUCCCUCCUCCAUGACCCGAGGAGCCCGCAAGCGAUCGUACACAACGACCAACGACAGUAUGUGCAUCACCAUCACCCCGCAGGCUCCGUGCACCCACAGCACCGCCUACAGCAGCAGCAGCAGCAGCAGCAGCAGCAGCAGCAGCAUGCACCGACGUGUGCCCCCAUCACGUCGUUAGCAGAUCUGCAACAGGCCGCAAGGGGCCCGGCGAUGACUGUCGGCGUCACGAGCGCUGUAGCGCCCGCGGACACUGUGAUGGUGAACACAGGAGAGCUGCCGGGGGCGGCGGCGGGGGGCGGGAGCGGGAGUGCAGCAGCAGCAGCAGCAGCAGCAGCAGCAGCAGUAGCAGCGGCGAAGUUUUGCACGUUUUGUGGGGAGCGUUUAGUCCCGGCUACAGCCAACUUCUGCGCGUACUGUGGGCAGCGGGUCAUUCGCAGCGCUCAAGCUGCUGUCGGCGAAAGCGUCGCAUCCCCCCCGCUUCCGCCCGCCCCGGCCCUUGUCCUUCCACACCCUCCACACCCUCCACACCAGGAGCAACAACAUAUCCUGUCUCACGCCUCCGUACGGCCGCCGCCGGGGCCCGUCGGCGGCGGUCGAGAGCAACGGGCCGAGCCCCCCCGCGGCCCGCCCAUGAGCGCCAGCGGCCGCUCCCCGUCGUCUCCCUACCUUGGGGGUCCCGACCUCCUGCCGGCCGGCGGUGGCGACGGCGGUGGCGGUGGCGGUUCGUCGUCGUCGUCUUUGCCGUUCUUUCAGCAGUUCCGAGAGGCCAACGGGGACACCGGGGGCGGUGGUAGCGGAUUGGGAGUCGGCGGGAGGAGUCGGUCUGCGGGGGUUGUCGCUGGGCCUGGGACCGGACGACCGGGCCUGGACGGCGCCGGCGGUGGUGACGGCGGCCAUCACCAGCAGAGGAGGGGUAAAGGCGAGACGGCGGCGGAGGUUGAGGUCGCCGAGGCGGACGAGGGGGCUUCGGCGCUAGAGCUGGAGGGAAUCUUGGGGGGGGGGAUGGGGUCGCUCGGGGGCGGCGCAGGAGGUGUGAACAACGGGACGUCCAAUGGCGAGGCGAUUCACCCUUGGUAGGUGGAACCGGGUACAUUGUUGGUUCCUGUUCCUCUCUGGGGCCGGCACGCGAGCGAUGAUGAUUCAAAGCAGUAAAGGUCGGCACAUCUCGUAACUAAACCUGUCGAAAAGCGGUUGAUGCCUGAUGCGCUUCCAGUUCGGGGGAGGCCGGAGUGAGAUAGUGUAGAGGAGACUACCCAGAAUAUGUGGAUGUCUCUGAGAGGUCCAUAUAGCGCGAUGGGGGUAGUGUUUCGAUUGUGCGCCCUCCCCUCUCGCACCUUUCGGCGUUGGCAUGAACAACUUGUGAAACGGCUGUGAAGCCGGGAGCUGAAGCUUGGCAGUAUCUAGUUGGGUUAACCUAGGAUGGUAAGAUAGGUGAAGUUCACGCAACAGGCUAGACUGCAAAGUGUGUGGCGACGAUCGGUUACACCGAGGACGGCUUUGCGUGCGUCAUGUCCAGCCCAUUUCUCGUGUGCGUGUGGCGUGACGCCUGCUGACUGCGUUGACUUAUGUUUCGUCUUUGCUGCUUCUUCAAGACGUCGUCCUCGUAUGACCUCGUAUAUGUGCUCCACCCUCUUAACCACCAAUUAGAUGCACUCCCGCUGUCCCUAUUCCUCGACGGCAAACAAGCAAGCUGUCGUUGUUGUGAUCUUUCUCUCACAGGGAGAUGGAGUCGUGGCAUCACCGAAUUCUAAGUCGUGCUCCAGUUAAGAGUCUCGUUUUUUCGGGUGUUGAGCAUCCACAAGCUUCCAGCCGUAUAGAUGGUGUACCAAAGCAAAGGUGGUGGUUUCGUGGUUUCGACACCAUGAGCGGAACCAGGAGCAGAUGAACGAGAGCCUCGAUUAAACUGCUUGCUCCUUGUCCCGACAGCAAGGGAGAUCAAAAGUCCUCACGAGCUUGCAGCUGCAUUUGACCGAACCUGCCAAGAAUGAUUUUCGCACGUAACCACUCUUUUUUGUGCCGAUUUUCCUGCUCUGAUGCAAAGUACCGGGGAUGACACCGCUCGUUGUUAGUAAACUUGAUC
Ectocarpus sp. CCAP 1310/34 is the source of this 4478-nucleotide messenger RNA. NCBI's taxonomy places the organism in Eukaryota, Phaeophyceae, Ectocarpales, Ectocarpaceae. The record is from the annotation of a GenBank genome assembly.